This is a messenger RNA of Cataglyphis hispanica, 3272 nucleotides long. RefSeq lists its product as uncharacterized. Gene Ontology annotation, cellular component: dystrophin-associated glycoprotein complex; sarcolemma. The record is from RefSeq and is a predicted model, not a curated record. The transcript has 9 exons. The coding region runs from base 927 to 2081 and encodes 384 amino acids. Lineage: Eukaryota; Metazoa; Arthropoda; Insecta; Hymenoptera; Formicidae.
UCCUUGACCAGAGAUCAGUUGGUCGUUCUCACCUGCCGGCAGGAGUUCCCCGGUCUGACACACACCUGGUGUUCUCGACUACGGUUCGAACGUGCUUUGGUGGGGCCUCUUCGGCCUCGCCUCGAUGUAUUAUGUACAUGGGCCUUCAGUUGUCACCGCGACGUCGGCGGAAUCAUAUUGCGUGUAUGUACAUUUAACCGGCGUGCUACCGGUCUACGUUUAGAGAACGUUUCAAUUAUUAUUAUUAUAGUGGUACGGAUCUGUUCGCAAAGAUAUUUGUGUCUAAACAAAACGUAUCUUGGUGUGAAAAUAGUGAAGGAACGUAUUCUGGGAGAUUGAAACUGCAUCAACCUGAGAUCUAAUUUCGGUUUCACGUGCUACCAAUUCUGUUUAGUGUACAUGUACGUCGGUGAUUAUAAAAAAUUUUUAAUAAAUUGCAUACAUUUAUGGAGUGACGGAUGCGCAGCGCACGUGUGCGAACACGUGGACGCUGACGCCAGGGAAAUCGCCGAUCUAUCGUCUCGCGAGACGUCUGAUCAUCCCUAUUUUAUGCAUCAAAGCAUCCCUCGAACGUGACUUACGACGUGUCGGAUAGGAUUAGGAGAAAAUUCUCUGUCGAAAUUGCCGGCAGAUUGGCAAGCCGUGAGUCAUCAACCACAUCCAAUAUGGAAGAUGUAUAUCGAUAAUGAAACUUAGAUACGCUUUCGCAGAAGAAGUGAAGGAACUUAUGCGCAAUACAAGAAAACAUAUACAAUAUACAACAUAUCCAAAUGACAUUCUGAUAAGAAUCAUAGAUCAUCGUUUUAAUUGACACGAAAAUAUUCAGAUCCGCCGGAAGUGGAGGAAGACAGGAGGGUGAUUUGCGGAGUGAAUGUCCUACGAGCUGCGCACGCAUUCCUUAGGGACACUCGCGCGGUGCGGUCACGAUGCAACUCGACGAGGAUAUUCAGUACGCGCCGAGAAGCCGGCCGGUGAGCUUUUACGACAACUAUAAGGUCGUACCGGUAAUGCCGCCUUGCGUCACUUCCGCCAUGAGCGUGGGCAAUCUGAAUCAGGUCCGUGACGGAAAUGGCACGUCCGCCGCGCCUCAGAGCAACAACAACAACAACAAUAACAUUAAUAAUAGUAACAUUAACAACAAUAACAGGGUCAGUAGCGCCGUCAGCGCGGGCAACGUAUCGAAGAUUCAUACUGCCAAAGUCACCGGUGCCGUAUCAACCGGGAACAUCGGACGAAUCUCCCGCGGCGAUAAAGAAAAGGAGCUUGGUCGAGCACCAUCGAUGGCCAACUGCUUGUCAACCACGGUUCCUGUCAACCUGGCAGCAUCUCAAAUAGCCGGUCGACAUACGCCUACAAGAAAUUCUUUGAGGCAUAGCAGGAUGAUCGUGAUGCAUCGGACCGGUCAUCAUCGAGAAAAGUUUUUACCUCCUUUGAUCUAUCAUCGACAAUUAGCAAGAUGUUUGGCGGCGCUGCAGACCAUUCUCGGUAUCGCGAUAACUUUUUUGUCGUUGUGGUUGCUGCUUUGGGCACCGCAUCUUCCCAUCACGGACAAUCCCUAUUGGAGCGGCAUCUCUCUCUUGAUGUCGGGCAGUUUCGGAAUUGGUCUUCUGUGCUGUUUCAAGAAAGAAUAUCCGGGUAUGAGUCCUGGGUUUUGUCUUUCCGCCACAAAGGUUGUUAGCGUAUUUUUGGCAGUUCUGGCGACUAUUGCGUGCGUGAGCGCGUGCGUAUUCUCCGCAAUGCACUUGUCGCGACUCAUGGGACAGGAAUGCACUCCGGCACGAGUACUAAACGCCACGUGUGUAUGCAGACCACGCGGCGAACCGCCUGAUUCACUCGAAGGUGCAGUCAGAUAUAUGGACCUUAAUUGUCCCGAGGUAGAAGAUAUCUUGACGAUCCUCCUCAUCUUCUCGUGUACUUGCAACGGAUUAGGCAUCUUGUUAGCUGGAUGUUAUAGUUACCUCCAUUGGAGCACGCGAUAUAAGAGGCCAAAGUAUAUACAAGUCAGGACUAACAAUAUGUCUACGAACAAUACUACGCUCAGUAAUAGACCAAUCUACAACCCGAAGUUGGAAGAGCGAUGACGCUUGCAGAUGCUAUAAUGAUUGAAAUGCUUCCAUUUUUGUGAUCCAUCAACAUCGUUCUUUAUGAUCCUGGGAUUGAUCAAUACAACAUUACAUAUAUGAUGAACAUGAAUGAUUAUGAACGAUAAAUCUUGUUUCGCAUUGACAGGCAAAACCAUUCCGAUAAAUAAGAUAAUAAAAACAAUUGCUCUGAUGCACAAACGAGAAGAAGAAACAUAUUUUAUACAAAGAUAUGAGAGUAGAAAAAUUUUAAUCGACGAGCUCUUCGUCACUUCAUACUGGAUAACAAAUUGGAAAUUUUGCAGAAAGUGACAUAAUAAAUAUUUGAAAAAAAAAAAUCGUUCUCAUAAUCGAAAAUCCAAGAUUUAAAAAAGUGUAAGUGUAUAUAUAUUUAUUAUUAAUCAUUAAUAAAAUAAUAAUGAUAAUUAUAAUGAUACGAUUGAAAUGCGAUACAAUAAUGGAUCACUAUGUGGUGAAAAAACAAUUUUAGACUCGAUAAUUAGCGCUCAUUUUUUAUUACGCGGAGGCUCAGUAUUUGUUUAAUCUUAAUGUGUGUAUUUAUGUGUGCGUGCAUCCGACAGUGCGUUUGUCUUCCAACUGAAAGGAAUUUACUAAAACGAACAAAGACUACAUACUAAUUUUUUUAUCUAAGAUAUUUUUUUAUUUAUAUUAAGACUAAAGCUUAUAAAUGAAACAAGUACCUCAGACUUUUGAAUUAAUGUAAUAUUAAGAUAUUUACAUUAUAUUUUAUACAUUACAUAUAUUAAUUGUAUUUAGUAAAAUAAUACGGAAAUUAAAAAAAUAUCAUAUGUAUUUAUACAAUAAUUUAUAAAAUAAAAAUAUGUGGCGAAUAUUGAUACAAAAUUAUAUUAUACGAUGUCAAUCUUACUACAAGAUCUGAUAUCAGAAUUACUCAAAUUAAAAAUCGAUGGUAUUAAAAAAAUUUUGUGCUAAAUAAAUAAUCUUACUCUAGAAACAACUUUUUUUUUUUAACUCAUUAAAACUAGUUCAUUAGUCACAUUAAUAAUCGAUUUAUAUGUUUUAAUAUGUUUAUGUGAUUUUGCUAUUAAAAUACAUAAUUUGUUCACAACCCAAAGCAUUCAAAUAAAAAAUUAAUAAUUUUAAUACAAAAUCUGUUUAUAACGGAGAAAUCGGUUUAUAAUGGAGAAAUACAGAGAGGAAGAAGGGAAA